AUGACGAUCCUGGGGGUUCACAACAAGCGACAAGACUGGCCCAGCGCCUUGGCCACCAUCCGGGACAUGAGGAGCCGAGGCGUUUCCGUUGACAGCCUCGCGUUGAACGUCACACUCUCUACAGGGGUUGCCGCGGACAAGGUGGACGAAGUCUUGGAGCUUCUGACUGAGGCAGAGCAGAUGAAGCCAUCGGUUGCAGACGUCGUGUCCUACAACACCCUCAUCAAGGCGUUUACACAACGGGCCAACUACGACGCAGCUUGCGAGGUGAUGCAGAGAAUGAAGGCCCGCCGGAUUUCUCCCAACGCGAUCAGCUUCAACACGAUCAUGGAUGCCGCCGUGCGCGCGGGGCGGCCCGAAGAAGCUUGGAGCCGACAGCAGGAGAUGCGACAACAUGGCUACAAGCCGGACAAGUUCACAUGCUCGAUCCUGGUCAAGGCCUUUUGCAAAGCCGGGGUGAGCACCAAAGAGGAGACUGUGGGCCGGGCCAUAUCCUUGCUCGAUGAGGCUGAUGACUGUCUGGAUGCGAACCUGAAGGCAACCUUGUACAACAAUGUACUCGAGGCGGCCACGAAGGCUGACAUGAGCGCCUCGGUGCUGAAGGUUAUGCAGCAGAUGCGACAUCGACGAGUCAGCACAGCACAGACUCAUCAGAAAUCCAUCGCAAGCGCGUUGCUGGAUGAGAGCGGACAGUGA
Messenger RNA from Symbiodinium sp. CCMP2456, 696 nucleotides. The record is from the annotation of a GenBank genome assembly. NCBI's taxonomy places the organism in Eukaryota, Dinophyceae, Suessiales, Symbiodiniaceae.